Messenger RNA from Beta vulgaris subsp. vulgaris (sugar beet), 2121 nucleotides. Its product is annotated as cryptochrome DASH, chloroplastic/mitochondrial. NCBI's taxonomy places the organism in Eukaryota, Viridiplantae, Streptophyta, Magnoliopsida, Caryophyllales, Amaranthaceae. The transcript has 14 exons. The record is from RefSeq and is a predicted model, not a curated record. Bases 16 to 1794 code for a protein of 592 amino acids. Gene Ontology annotation, biological process: photoreactive repair. Gene Ontology annotation, molecular function: FAD binding; DNA photolyase activity; DNA binding.
AAAAAAAGAAGAAAAAUGUUCACUUUGAGAUAUUCUUCCCUCUCAAUUUUUUCCUUACAAAAACAUACAAACUCUUCAAAACCCACCUUAUUUUCCCUCAAUUUCACCCAAAAUUACAUCUCAAAACAAUUAAAUUCCAUGAUUUCCAUGAUUUCCUCCUCAAAAUCUGAAAAUGUUCAACCCAAACCACCCCAAAAUUCAAUAAUAUAUAAAGUUCCAGCACUAGAAAAUAAUGACAUAGAUAAAAUUACAGGGCAAAAUUUUGAAAGAUACUAUCUUUCUUCUUCUGAAAAUCAGAGGAAUGGGAAAGGGGUUUGCAUUGUAUGGUUUAGAAAUGAUUUAAGAGUGUUGGAUAAUGAAGCAUUGUUUAAAGGUUGGGCUUCUUCUGAGGUGGUUUUACCUGUUUAUUGUGUUGAUCCUAGGCUUUUUGGGACUACUUAUCACUUUGGGUUUCCAAAAACUGGAGCAAUAAGAGCACAAUUUCUCAUUGAAUGUUUAGCUGACUUGAGAAAGAAUUUGCGGAAGCACGGGAUAAACUUGCUGAUUCGGCAUGGAAAGCCUGAGGAAAUUCUUCCUGCACUUGCCGAAACCUUCAGAGCUCACACAAUAUAUGCACAGAAAGAAACAUGCAGCGAGGAGCUAAAUGUUGAAGCACGGCUGAAUAAAGGUCUUCAGAAAGUAUCUCUGUCAUCAAAAGUAGGUCAAUCCAGAGCCCAAAAUGGAGCAUGUAUCCCUAGAUUGCAACUUGUUUGGGGAUCUACUUUGUACCAUAAAGAUGAUCUCCCAUUUGAUGUGAGCAAUAUUCCUGAUGUCUAUACACAAUUUCGCAAGUCUAUUGAAUCCAAGUGCACAAUCAGAGCUUGCAUCAAGAUUCCAGCGUCACUUGGACCUCCACCUGAAAUUGAAGAUUGGGGCGCUAUUCCUUCUAUCGACCAGUUCGGGUUACAUACUCAAGAGGUAGACAGAGGUCUAGUGUUUGUUGGGGGUGAAAGUGCUUCACUCAGCAGAGUCCAUGAAUACUUCUGGAAAAAGGAUCUGCUGAAAAUAUACAAAGUGACAAGGAAUGGAAUGCUUGGAUCUGAUUACUCGACAAAAUUUUCUCCAUGGCUGGCUAGUGGAAGCUUAUCUCCGCGUUUUGUAUAUGAAGAAGUAAAGAGGUAUGAAAAAGAAAGGCUGGCAAAUGAUUCUACAUACUGGGUGUUAUUCGAAUUGAUAUGGAGAGAUUACUUCAGGUUUCUGUCAAUCAAAUAUGGAAAUUCUAUAUUCCACUUGGGUGGGCCUAGGCAAUUAGACUAUAAAUGGAGCCAGGAAAGCACAUUGUUUGAAUCAUGGAAAGAAGGCAAAACUGGGUACCCAUUGAUAGAUGCAAAUAUGAAAGAACUAGCAACAACUGGUUUCAUGUCUAACAGAGGUAGGCAGAUUGUUUGUUCUUUUCUUGUAAGGGAUAUGGGGAUUGACUGGCGUAUGGGAGCAGAAUGGUUUGAGACAUGCCUCUUGGAUUAUGAUCCUUGUUCUAACUAUGGGAAUUGGACUUAUGGAGCAGGUGUUGGAAAUGAUCCCAGAGAAGAUAGAUAUUUCAGCAUUCCCAAACAGGCACAGGUGUACGACCCUGAGGGCGAAUAUGUAGCCUAUUGGUUACCAGAGCUAAAAAGGCUUCCAAAAGAUAAGCGCCAUUUUCCGGGGUUUUCAUACCUUAAACCUAUUGUAGCCCUUAAGUAUGGAAACACCAGCAAACAAGGUGGCCAGAGACCUGGCUCUUCGAGAAGAGAUCAGAAAUGGCGCGCCAACAAAUAAACGCUAAACAAUAAAAAAGAAUGCAAAAGCAACCUAUUGAGGAACUGUGGAAAAAGAUUAGAGAAGGGGAUGAUGAAUUUGUAAUUUACUUUGUGUUUUCAUAUCAUUAGGAAUGUGAUAUGAUAAUUAGAGGAAUGUUAGAAGCAUAUACAGGUUUGCUACUAUCAUCUGGAAGGUAAAUUAGUUGAAACUUAGUUGUAAGUGUAAUAUCUUCAUCUGAAAAGCAAAACACUGCAUAGUUUAUUUUUCUUGGUAAUUUAAUAGAGUUAGAUAUUCAAUUAUGAUCCAAACUAGUAUGAAAAUAUUAAUUAUAUCCUCAAGCUCUAA